AUGGUGUGUUUGUCUCUUCUCAUCUGGAUCUCCUGCCUGUCCUAUUGUGUUAAUGGCACGGGGACGAUGGCUAUUAUUUUGGACAAUUUCCUGCAAACAUUUGUUUGGGGCGCAGAAGAAUUGGCUAAAGCUGUGCAAGAAAAUGGUCACACCCCGAGUGAUGUGUCCUCCCACACACCUGGCAAGUACAACGACGACAUCAACAUGCUGAAAGAGUUGGGGGUAUCCCACUACCGUUUCUCGAUCUCCUGGACCCAAGUUCUUCCCAACGGUACUCUCUCUGGAGGAAGAAACCGGGAAGGCAUCAAUUACUACCACAACCUCAUCGCUGAACUGCUCAGGAACGACAUCAAACCCAUGGUCACCAUCUUCGACUGGGACCUCCCACAGGCCUUGGAAGACAAGGGAGGAUUCCUGAAUGAAGACUUUGUGUACUGGUUUAGGGACUACGCUGACUUAUGUUUUAAGGAAUUUGGUAACAGUGUGCCCUUGUGGAUCACCCUGCAUCAGCCAGCUGUGAGUGCAAUCAACAGCUAUGGAGUAGGACAAGUUUCGCCUCCAACUUGGAAUCUGACAGAGAGACAGUAUGUCUCAGCGCGGAACCUUGUCUUAGCCCACGCUGAAGCGUUCCACCUUUACAAUAACACAUACAGAUCAACACAAGAAGGAAAGGUCGGGAUAACUCUCAGCUACAUCUGUGAGGAACCCAGAGAUCCCCUGGACAUCUCUGGUGUAGAUGCAGCGGCAAGGUCAACAGAGUUCUAUGACGGGAUGUUCAGCCACCCUAUAUACGUGGACGGAGACUGGCCUCCUGUGAUGAAGGAAAUGGUUGCUCGGAAAAACAAGGAAUCGGGCUGGCCUUCGGACAGAUUACCUCCCUUUUCUGAUUCGGGAAAGAAGCGGAUUAAAGCUGUAAACCUGGACAACUGCAGUGUGAAAGGUUUCAUGGCAUGGCCCUUGAUGAACGGUCUACAGGACGUCAACUUCUCAGAUCCACACUUCCCUAAAGCCUCGUCUAUGUGGUACGCUGGACUGGUUCUGGACAAUGGGUUCAAGCCUGGGUACUCGAGGCCCGGGGGUAGGGGAUCUGCCGUGCAGGGGAAGGGGGAGUUUCACUAUGGGACAUUCCCCAAGGACUUUCUCUGGAGUAUAGCUUCCUCCUCCUUUCAAAUUGAAGGCGCUGUCAUGGAGGAUGGACGAGGAGAGAGCAUAUGGGACAACUUCCAAUUCGUCAUACACAACGAUUCUGGCAGCGUGGCCUGCGACAGCUACCACAAAUACCCCGAGGACGUGAGGCUUCUAAAAAACCUUGGGGUCGACCUGUACCGUUUUUCCAUCGCUUGGCCAAGAAUAUUCCCUGAUGGCACCAAAGCAUCUAUAAAUCCAGCUGGUAUCCAGUACUACCAUCGGCUCCUCGACGCUCUCCUUGCUGCAGGCAUUGAACCAAUGGUCACCUUGUACCACUGGGACCUUCCAAAGGCUCUCCAGGAUAAAGGAGGAUGGACUAACGCGUCCAUUAUUGGACAUUUCAAAGACUACGCUGACGUGUGCUUUAGAGAAUAUGGAAAUAAGGUGAAACUAUGGGUGACGUUCAAUGAACCUUGGGUGUUCCUUGUAAAAGGUCUAGAGAUGGGACUGAAUGCACCUGGAUACACCAGCGCUUGGGUCGAACCCUUCACUGGAGGACACCAUGUUCUACUGGCCCAUGCCGAUGUCUACCAUCUGUACAAUGAUACUUACAGGCAGACACAGCAUGGUGAAAUAAGCAUUUCCUGUAACGUGGAUUGGACGGAACCUCUGGACCCAACAAAUUCUUCCGACAUCGAGGCGUCUGAAUGGGCUCUCCAGAUGUACCUUGGAUGGUUUGCCAAUCCUGUUUACGUCAACGGAGACUACCCUGACGUGUUGAAAGCCAGGAUAGUCACUACCUGUAAGGGAGAGGGACGCAAUGUGUCCGAACUACCAGCAUUCACAGAGGCUCAAAAGAAGAGAAUCAAAGGGACUUAUGAUUUCUUCGGCUUGAACCACUACACCACGCAGUAUGUGCGCAAGGGAAACUCCACUUACAAAUGUCUGACUACCGGCCAGUGCAGGCCAGACUUCACCCCGGAUCUCGUCAUCGAACGUCUUCUUGACCCCUCGUGGCCAAGGAGUGGUUCCCCCUGGUUGCUUGUAGUUCCCUGGGGGAUGAGGAAGACGCUCAACUGGGUGAGGAACACCUACGGCAACAUCCCCAUCUACCUGAAUGAGAACGGACUGUCCGACAACAACGGUACUCUGGAUGACCAACACAGGAUCGACUUUUUUCGAGCUUACAUAAAUGAAGUUCUGAAAGCUAUUGAUUUUGACAAAGUGAAUGUUAAAAGCUAUACCGCGUGGUCGUUGAUGGAUAACUUUGAGUGGGAAGGUGGAUACUAUGAAAGAUUCGGAGUUCAUCAUGUGGACUUUGACAGCACCGACAGGACGAGGACCCCGAGAUCGUCGGCGGCCUUCCUGCGACACGUCUUCAAGGACAAUGGCUUCAAACCCGGCGCCUUAACAGAUCCCAGUCGGCAGCCUCUCCCUUUCGAGAAUGAAUUGUUUUUUGGAGUAUUCCCAGAAUGCUUUGCGUGGGGGGCUUCCUCUUCCGCCUCCCAUAUAGAAGGGCUGCUGGACAAAGAAGGAAAGGGGACGAAUAGCUGGGCCAGCUUGACAGAGACACCUGCCGGUGGCGUCAUGCCCUUGAAAACGAACACCGAUAUUGUUGCUGCUCUCAAAGAUCUUGGGCUAAAGACGUAUUACUUUUCAUUCUCGUGGUCCCGAAUCGUACCGCAAGGAACGUCAGAAGAAGCAAACCAAGAUGGUAUCAACUAUUACAACGAGCUGCUGUUGGCUCUGGCUGAUGCUCAAAUUGAACCAAUCGUGUCCCUACACCAGUGGGAAACCCCAGCCGCUAUUACAGACGGCUGGCUGGAUGACAAAAUAGUGGAAGCCUUCGGGAACUACUCCAGAAUAUGCUUUCAGAACUUCGGAGAUAAGGUCAAACUGUGGAUAACCCACAAUGAACCAAAUACUCGAGCACUGUAUGAAUAUGAGUUAGGAAAAUAUGCCACAGGGGUCAAAGGUCAAGGGUAUCGAGCCGCUCACUACAUGAUCAAAGCACAUGCUGCAGCCUACAGGAUUUAUCAAAAGGAUUUUAAGAAGAUCCAAAAUGGAAAAGUAGGACUUGCGGUGUAUCAUUCGUGGGCUCUGCCGAAGACAGAAAGGGAUCCUGGUGACUGGGCCGCUCAAGACCGGAAGUUGGCCUUCGACUCUGAUUGGUUCGUUGACCCAGUGCUGUUGGACGGGGAUUACCCUGACGUCAUGAAGAGAGAGGUGUCCCUCAGAAGUAGGGAACAGAAUCUGACCCAAUCCCGUCUCCCGGUGUUUACAGACGUGGAGCGGAACAUGAUCAGAGGGUCGACCGACUUCCUUGGCAUCAACUACUACACCACCUACCUCGUGGAGGAGCGACGUCACAACGACGUAAACGACAUGCCUUCUAUCGUCGACGACAGGGCCGUCAUGGAGUCGGUAAAAACUUCAACGGGAAGCACAAACUCUCCAUGGCUUCACGUGUAUCCCAAGGGACUCAGGAUGGUGCUAAGACGGUUCAGACAGCGGUAUGGUAACAUCCCUGUAUACGUUACCGGUAACGGCGUGGGGACAAGCCAGGGACAAUUCAAGAUACGGACAGAGUGCAGUACAUCAAGUCCCACACUAAUGAAGUAUUGA
Messenger RNA from Haliotis rubra (blacklip abalone), 3753 nucleotides. Its product is annotated as lactase-phlorizin hydrolase-like. The transcript has 20 exons. Bases 1 to 3753 code for a protein of 1250 amino acids. Gene Ontology annotation, biological process: carbohydrate metabolic process. NCBI's taxonomy places the organism in Eukaryota, Metazoa, Mollusca, Gastropoda, Lepetellida, Haliotidae. The record is from RefSeq and is a predicted model, not a curated record. Gene Ontology annotation, molecular function: beta-glucosidase activity.